Molecule: messenger RNA, 1785 nt
Organism: Alternaria triticimaculans
Lineage: Eukaryota; Fungi; Ascomycota; Dothideomycetes; Pleosporales; Pleosporaceae
Exons: 2
Coding region: 1-1785 (594 amino acids)
Biological process (GO): cell division; mitotic sister chromatid segregation
Cellular component (GO): MIS12/MIND type complex
Source: RefSeq, a predicted model, not a curated record
AUGACUACCGUCUUCGCGCGCCCACCGCUCCAAUCGCUUCCUAUGGCAACAAACCGACCCACGACGCGACGAAGGAGCGCAAGACAAGCCUUCGACGACGAUGAUGCGCCCGCGCCGACGACCAAACGAGCAAAGGCGGACGUGAAUGGGACGAGCAAAAAGGCGACUGCUGCGCCAAAGAAGACAGCAAAGGCAGCUGCAUACGACGAGGACGAUGAUGGCUUCCAAUUUUCGCGUCGCACGUCGUCGCGAAGGACUACCAAGGCACAGGCUGUGUUAGCACCAGAACCAAUACCCGAGGACGAACCAGCAACAUUCGCGCGCGCUGCCGAAGCGCAACCGGCCAAAUCGACUGCGCGGCGGAAGAAACAGUCAAUCGCGGCAGCCGAUCCGGAAUCCUCAGACUCGGGAAAGCGUCGGCGUUCAGCGCGCAUAUCUGGUGACAGUAGGCAGCUGGAAGUGCGACCAAAGUCUACGGAACCUCCUCCAGCGAAAUCACGAACGAAGAAGACCGCGCCCGUAGAGAAGGAAAGGAAGAAGCAGACCACACCAGCUCCAGAGGCACAGCCAGAGCCUAAGAGCGCGUAUGCAGGCGUGCAAACGCCGACACACAACAAGAUCCAGGUCGCGAAGAAGCGCGAUCCCAACGCUCAAAAGAUUAUGCUGCCCUUUGCGGACACCCCAGUUAUUACGAGGAACAAAGAGAUGCGGAAAGGCGGCAACAAAGAUGGGUCGAGAAGGAGUAGCACAGGCUUGCGAGGGAGAAGGGCAAGCUCGCUGAUUGACAGCGGCCAGUCGAAUGGUGAGUCAAGCAAUGAUGCACAGGAGGGCUGGGCACAGGACCCUAACGGCAUGGAAAAGCGCCCCUGGGGAUCAGUGGAUACUAACAAUUCCGCAGCGCUACCGCACUCAGAAGUCGAAGUCCGAGAUUUCUACAAAUAUAUCGAGCAGAGCCUACCCGAACCACGACGGAUGAAGCAGCUCUUGACAUGGUGCGGAUCGCGAGCUUUACCAGCAAAACCAUCAGGCGACGUGAAGAACGCGAAUGCGAUUAUGGCUGGUAUGUCCAAACGAAGCAGGGCGGACAAGACGAAGACUGACAGGAGCGCAGCGCGAGCUAUUCAACAAGAACUCAUAGACGAUUUCGCAAGCAAACCCGAGCUUUCCGACUGGUUCAGCAGGGUAUGGGGAUCAAUUCCAUCGAGGCAAGAGCAUGAGCUAAUAGCUUUACAGGAAGAAGUAGCCCCACCACCUGUGGUAAAGAAGCCGAAUCCUCAGAACGAGAAGAACAAAGCCACACUGGAGGAAUUGGAGGAGGAAGUCAAGCGCCUCGAAGAAGAGAAAGCCGCGUGGGAAGCCAUCGCAUCAGCGUCGAAAACCAAGCCCCCGCCACCCGCGCCCUCAAUACCGACCUCAACACCUACACUAUCCGACAUCGACACGUCCCUCCUCGAUCCCGCCCAAGCCGCCAUACUUUCCUCCCUCCAGUCAUCACAAAUACAACCACCAACGUCAGCAUUCACAUUCACUUCGCCUACAGCACUACAAUCACAUCUCACGUCUCUCGCCGACUCGCUAGAACCGCAUAUCGACCUUUUCGCAGACGGUGUUCAUAAGAUCGAACAGUAUCGCGCAACGGCCGAACGGGUAGCGGAUCGUGUGCUGGGUACUGCGGCAAAGAGGUUGGAAGAGCGAGAUCGGGAAGCGAAGGAAAGAGUGGGCACAGAAGGAAUUGGAGUCGGCGAUAUAUUGAGAGGCCUUGCUGGUGUACUUGGCGAGCAAUGA